CUUGUUGAUCCUAGCAUGUGUAUGUGUGUGCGCUACAUCACAGCAGGCCACAACAACCUCUGAAGCAGUGACAGCCACUGACUGCCUGCACAGAUGCACAGGAUUAGCCAUCCUUUAACUUGACGAUCAAGUGGGCUUUGAUAUUGUUGCAGAACUACUGAGCACCGAUUCCAUGCCAGCAGUAAAGAUGUCAUGGCGGCCGACGUACAGAAGCUCAAAGUUCCGAAAUGUGUAUGGUAAAGCCAGCAGUCGAGAGGAGUGUUAUGAAGGUGUUCCCAUCACCAGGAAUGUUCAUGAUAACCACUUCUGUGCUGUCAACCCAAAGUUCCUUGCUGUAGUCACAGAGAGUUCAGGAGGAGGAUCUUUUGUGGUUAUACCAAUUUACAAGACAGGUCGAGUAGACCCACAUCACCCAAAGGUAUGUGGUCACCAGGGCAGCGUGUUGGACAUCAAAUGGAAUCCUUUCAGGGACAAUAUCAUUGCUUCCUGCUCAGAAGACUGCACUGUGAGGAUCUGGGAGAUUCCUGAUGGUGGCUUGAGGCGCAACAUGACAGAGGCUCUGCUGGUUUUGGCUGGCCACAGCAGGAAGGUGGGGCUUAUAGAGUGGCACCCCACAUGCAGUGGAAUUCUCUUCAGUGCUGGAUAUGACGGCAAGAUCCUUCUAUGGAACUUGGAGGAGGGUAAGGCGGUGAGGAUGUUUGACAGCCAUUCGGAUGUGAUCCUCUGCAUGUCCUUCAACACAGAUGGAAGCCUGCUGGCAACCAGCUGUAAAGACAAAAAGCUGCGAAUUAUGGAUGCCCGCUCAGGAAGGGUGCUACAGGAAGCAGACUGUAAGCGGCACAGAGUCGGCAGGGUGGUGUUUCUAGGCAACAUGAAACGUGUGCUCACAACUGGAGUGUCUCAGUGGAACACCAGGCAGGUAGCACUGUGGGAUCAGGAAGACCUCUCUGUGCCAAUCAGUGAGGAAGAGAUAGAUGGACUGUCUGGACUUCUCUUCCCUUUUUAUGAUGUGGACACACACAUGCUGUACCUGGCAGGCAAGGGAGAUGGGAAUAUCAGAUAUUAUGAGGUCAGUCCAGAUAAGCCGUACCUGCAGUAUCUAAUGGAGUUCAGCUCACCUGCUCCACAAAAAGGACUAGGUGUGAUGCCAAAGCGGGGAAUGGACGUGGGAGAGUGUGAAGUGUUUCGUUUCUAUAAGCUGGUGACAAUGAAAGGUCAAGUGGAGCCCGUCUCAAUGAUAGUGCCACGCAGAGCAGAGAAAUUCCAAGACGAUAUCUACCCAAUGACUGCAGGUACAGAGCCAGCGCUGACUGCUGAAGAGUGGCUCAGUGGGAUCAACAGAGGACCAAUCCUGAUAUCUCUUAAGGAGAACUAUAAGCGGCCAAACCCAGCUGGCCCUAAAGCUAAGAGAGAAAGAAGAGCAUUGGCAAUGAAAGGACUCGACCUGCUAGAGAAUGUCUCUCCCAAGACAGAUAAUGAGUUCCUGAGGAUGUUCUACAGGCAGCAAGAUGAACUUAAACGACUACAGAAGGAGCUCAGUGAUAAGGAUGAGAGAAUAAGACAACUGGAACUAGAACUCCACAAUCUGAAGAAUGUGACUCAUUAAACUCAUUUCACACAUGAUGUACACUAAUGAUGUCCUAAUAAAACGAUCCACAUUAACUGCAAGAGCUGCAGUUUGCAACACUUGAAAGCUGGACAUUUCCUUAAUCUCAUCUUAAUUAGUAACUCUACAGAGGAUCACUAGGACUGAAGGAUAUCUAGGUGGCUUUUAAUGGCCGCAGGUCUGUUGCAGAUAUCUAUAUGAGGUCUAACAAUGAUUCUGUACCUUGCAUGUUGAUCCCAAACUGGAAAUGCCAAAUUCUUAGGUUUUGUUUUAUUAAAAAAAUGGCCUUUCAUACUUCUGCAGUAUUUACUCUCAGUAUAAACAUGAAGGCAUGAAGGCAGCUGACAAAGUAUUUCUCUGCUUCUGUUUAUGCAGAGACUGCUUGGUAUGAAGCAGAAGCAGCACUUGAGCCUUUAAGGCCUCAGUCAGGACUGAAACAGUGAAAUGGCCUCAGCACAUCUUGGUCCACCAACAGAUGGCAGUGAGGUCACACUGCUUUUACAACAUUGUCCAUGUCCAAACUAUAAAGCACUAUGAUGAUUUAUUUCAAAACAAUAAAACAUACAUGUUUGUAUAAAUUAAUAUCAUUUUACAACAAUAGAUCUCAUUUCCAACUGACAGUAAGUUCAAGUGUGAAGUAAAUCCUCUCCUAACAUUAUGCCAGUCACAGUACAGCACAUUAAAAGGGUGGGAAACAGUUUACAUAGAGCCUGCUGUAUAUAUUAUUGAUAUAACCAUGCCAUAAACAUGUUAUGAAAGAUAUCAUAUGCUGUCUUGAGCUUUGACAUGUCCAUUAAUAUAAUGUUACCAUUACCAGUAAUUGUAGGUCUGAUGUUAUAACAGCUAACAGCUGUUCACUUUUGAAAUUAGUAUGUAUCAUAAACUGUCGUGAUAAGCAUUAUGGCAUCUGUCAUGAUAAUUACCAGUAAUGGUGACAUGAUGCUGUUAUAUUGCUGAACAAAAUCUGCCAUGUCAGCUCAUGACAUUUUAUGGCAUGAUUAUGUCAAUGUUAUGUAGCACUGCAAUUAAUGCUUUUUAUUCAGUUUGUUUGAAGGUGAUUUAGUUUUAUUUCAAUCAUAGAUAUUAAUUAAAUGUUAUAAACCCAAAAAACUGCAUUUGUAUCUGGACUGUGGUGGAACUGGUUGAAAUCAGGCCAUAACGGCAAACUUCCAAAAGGAUUCCAAGUUGUUAUUGCCAUGCCUGAUUCCUAAGUAACAUCUAAGUAACUGUUCAAAUUCUUUUCUUUUGGUGUUCAAGUUCUUUGCUUUUCUUUCACAGACAGCUCUUACGUCUACAUGCUGGUUUCAGUAUCCUGGCUCCACAGACAGAAGGCCAGAGGCUGUGGUGAUGAAUUGCAGGCUUGAUAUAAUUUUUGUGGCAAAGUAAAAAGAUAACUUAUUACUAUUAACCUCUAUACUGUAUCAGUUACCUAUUUAUUUGCUGGAAUAUUAUGUUCACUGAUGUUCAAAUGCUCAAAAUAGUGGGUGUGAAGAAAAGAAUGUUCUAUUAUUCUAAAAACACUAAAAAGGUUAGGUUGUUCUACAAUAUAAGCCACAUGGACUUCACUAUCACUGGGUACAAGUGACUUGUUUGUGAAUUUGUUUAUGAUCUGGUCUUGGAGGAACACCAUCAGUGUACAUUUUUCAAGUCGAAUCUGCAAAUUUGGAUAAUAAAUUUGUUCUGAAAACUG
Messenger RNA from Colossoma macropomum (tambaqui), 3296 nucleotides. It is a transcript of the gene coro2bb, whose product is annotated as coronin, actin binding protein, 2Bb. Gene Ontology annotation, molecular function: actin filament binding. The transcript has 12 exons. Lineage: Eukaryota; Metazoa; Chordata; Actinopteri; Characiformes; Serrasalmidae. Gene Ontology annotation, biological process: actin filament organization. The coding region runs from base 173 to 1606 and encodes 477 amino acids. The record is from RefSeq and is a predicted model, not a curated record.